AUGCAAGAAACCAAAGACCAUGUCAUCACGUACAGAGGAGAGGUCGUCGAAAACCACCAUCAAGUCCACGCCGCAGUCACCGAUGCCACCGGCAAGCUCUUAUACGCCGUCGGCGAUCCCACACGCAUAACCCUAGCCCGCUCAGCCGCCAAACCAGCGCAAGCGCUUGCGAUCCUCGAGACCGGUGGCUUUGAGCAAUGCGGUUUCAACGAUGCAGAUCUGGCGUUGAUGUGUGCCUCGCAUAAUAGUGAAGACAAACAUAUCUCUCGGGUUCGUGCAAUGCUCGCCAAGGUCCCUGCCACCGAAACGGAUCUGCGUUGUGGCGGACACCCUGCGCUGUCGGAGACGGUGAGCCGGAAUUGGAUCAAGCGGGAUUAUACACCCACAGGAAUUUGUAACAAUUGCUCGGGAAAACAUGCGGGUAUGCUGGCUGGCUCUAAGGCGAUUGGUGCUGAUUUGGAAGGUUAUCAUCUCCCAGCUCAUCCGAUGCAGGUGCGGGUGAAGCACGUCGUUGAGGAACUGUGUGGGCUGGACGAGGAUAAAGUGAAAUGGAGCAUUGAUGGCUGCAACCUUCCCGUGCCAGCCUUUCCCCUGAAAUACAUGGCCAAGAUAUAUGCUACGAUUGCAACAGCGUUAGAUGAGACAGAACGAAACCCCAACGCUUCCGAGAGGACCAAAGCUAUGGUACGGAUAUUCCGGGCGAUGGCGGAUCAUCCCGACCUAGUUGGUGGGGAAGGCAGGUUCUGUACCGUGCUUAUGGAGGCAUUUCAAGGUGAUCUCAUUGGCAAAAUCGGAGCAGAUGGUUGUUAUGGAAUAGGCAUAUGCGCUUCAGAGCAAACGAGACAGCUGGGGGCGGACGGUGCGAUUGGAAUCGCAGUCAAAAUCGAAGACGGCAAUAUUGGAAUUCUCUAUUCAGCCGUGGCUGAAAUACUCGAGCAGCUUCGGAUCGGGACGGCAGACAUGCGCAAUAAGCUUGCAAGCUUUCACGAACCCCAAGUAUUCAAUACUGCUGGUGCGGUCACGGGCGGAACAUCCAAUUCAUUCAGUAUUCGAGCUGUGGGUUGA
This is a messenger RNA of Aspergillus affinis, 1065 nucleotides long. RefSeq names its product asparaginase. The record is from RefSeq and is a predicted model, not a curated record. NCBI's taxonomy places the organism in Eukaryota, Fungi, Ascomycota, Eurotiomycetes, Eurotiales, Aspergillaceae. The transcript has a single exon. Bases 1 to 1065 code for a protein of 354 amino acids.